Molecule: messenger RNA, 1248 nt
Organism: Annulohypoxylon maeteangense
Lineage: Eukaryota; Fungi; Ascomycota; Sordariomycetes; Xylariales; Hypoxylaceae
Exons: 4
Coding region: 85-864 (259 amino acids)
Source: RefSeq, a predicted model, not a curated record
UCAAGAACAGGGUCGACUUUCGUCUGCCAUUGCUUCCCAUAGGUUCUGUCACGAAUAGCUACGAUUUAUUAUCUCCGACUCAGAAUGGGUGGACAAUUCUCACCGAAAGAUCCCAAGAGAUGUCCUCACUAUGCCCGUUUCGCGGCUCAUCUCGAUAGACCCCAGUUUGACGGUAUCUACUGGACCUUCUUUUGCUCAGUCAUACUCAUCUUAUUCGUCUCGUCAUGGAUUUUUCAAUCGACGAUGAGAUACCGAGAAAAGCCGGAACAUUGCGAAAGCACAUUUAGGAGGAAGCUUAAGAUUUCUCUCGCAUGGUGCACAUCAUUGUUUCUGCUCGCCGCCAUCCUCCUAGUAUUUGAGGUCUUCGCCCUUCUGGCGCUACAAUUCUGCGACGGUGAGGACCUCAUGUCACUCUACUGGUCCACAUGGACCAUGCUUCAGCUGGGGUCCGAGAUUGCGAUCUUGGGCAUCAACUUGGCGAUGUGGCAUCACUUGUUUAAUGUCCGACAACCACUCUGGGCCCUCGCGUUGGGUACCCCUGUUCUUGUCGUUGCGGGGCUCGGCCACAUCAUUCACGUUGCUUUCCGAGUAUUCUACAAGAAGGCUAAGGAGAACAGACGGGCAAGUAGGGAGGUCCGCAGCAACACCGCUCGUAAAAUGGCAGACGUCUCCGCGUCCACCUCCACAGCCCCCAGCAUUAAGCCGGAACGCGAACACGUUGACCAGGCAAGCGAUCUAAUAGCCGGACAAACCAUGUGUUUCGCGAUAGACGUGGGCGAUGACGAACGGGUAAGGCAGUGGCCGUCUUUCGUAGGGAUGUCAGGCGGCAAGGCGAUCGUGCGGCUGACUGCGAUACAUGUCUGACGCAUCGGUUUCAUAGGGCAAUUUUGGUUACAAAUCUAAUUUAUACAUACAUUGAUAUAAUAUACGAUAUCUCUGUGACUCUCCUCCCUCUUACUCGGGAAUUGUGACCAAGCGGUGUGGCUGCGCCAGACUAUUGGGCGCCAACGUGAUAACAAGAGGCGGGAAUGCUCGCCGCGUCACGGAUCUCUUCACAGACCAUGUUCACAUGGCUGACAUGGUUGGCAACCUAGCACACCCAAGCGUCCGUCUACCCUAGCCUACCCCAGCUUGGUGGGGAUCUUCAUCGCGCCCGGACAGCCCCGGACUGGUGUUAUCUAAAGCCGGUAAAUAAAACGUCUAGGCGGGAGGAAUGAUGUGCUAUGUAUGGUACCCAGACAUGUGAAG